Messenger RNA from Dictyostelium discoideum AX4, 900 nucleotides. Its product is annotated as DUF341 family protein. Bases 1 to 900 code for a protein of 299 amino acids. The transcript is spliced from 2 exons. Lineage: Eukaryota; Evosea; Eumycetozoa; Dictyosteliales; Dictyosteliaceae. The record is from RefSeq and is a predicted model, not a curated record.
AUGGCAAUUGGAGUUGAAACACCAAAGAAAUUAUUACGUAUAUUAUGCUUACAUGGUUAUAAACAAAAUGCAGUAGCAUUUCGUUCGAAAACAGCAGUCUUACGUAAAUCAUUAAAAGAUAUAGCAGAGUUUAUUUAUGUCGAUGCCCCUCAUAUGGUUGAUGAAUCAAAAGGAUCAUCAUCUUGGUGGAGAGCAUCAAAAGAUGGUAAAGAAUAUAGAGGUUGGGAACAAACUUUAGAUUAUCUUCGUAAUGUAUUUGAAACUCAAGGUCCAUUUGAUGGUGUAAUUGGAUUUAGUCAAGGUGCAGUAUUAGCUAGUUUAAUUUGUUCAAUUUCAUCAUUAAAUAAUGAUAAUUAUAAUUAUAAUGAAGAUAGUAAUAAUAGUUGUUUCCAAAUUAAAUUUGCAUUAUUAUUUAGUGGAUUCCAAAGUAGAGCAACAGCACAUCAAUCAUUAUAUCCACAAUCAUCACCACCACCAUCAUCAUCUGCCAUAUCAACAACACUAAAGAAUGGUGAAAACUCUGGAUGUGAAUGUUGUUCUGUUACCCAAUUCGAAAUGGAGCACACUACGACAACACCAUCUUCAUCAUCUUCAUCACAUCAACACCAACAACAACACUCACCACCAUCACCAACAUCACUAUCAUUAACAUCAUCAACCUCUACAACACCAACCACAUCAUUUUACCCAUUAGCAAAGAUUAAUACACCAUCACUUCAUGUUUGGGGUAAAGCAGAUGAGUUGGUUGCCGCAUCAAAUUGUGAAUCACUUUCACAUCAAUUUUCAAAUCCUGAAUGUUAUGUCCAUGAAUUUGGUCAUUUAAUUCCAACUUCAAAAACAGAUAUUCAAAUUUAUCAUAAUUUCCUUGCAAAAUUUUUAAAAGAUUGUGGCCUUGAAUGA